Molecule: messenger RNA, 1399 nt
Organism: Pleuronectes platessa (European plaice)
Lineage: Eukaryota; Metazoa; Chordata; Actinopteri; Pleuronectiformes; Pleuronectidae
Gene: tppp2
Product: tubulin polymerization-promoting protein family member 2
Exons: 4
Coding region: 107-640 (177 amino acids)
Biological process (GO): positive regulation of protein polymerization; microtubule polymerization; microtubule bundle formation
Cellular component (GO): microtubule
Molecular function (GO): tubulin binding
Source: RefSeq, a predicted model, not a curated record
UGAAGAAGAAAGAGGAGGAGGAGUAGGACGAAGAGGUCGACCAGCUCUACACGAAUCAGGAUUUUCCUCAUUAUCUCCUCAGCAUCCUUCCAUUUACGGCAGCAGCAUGGCCGAGGGCUCAGUGAGUGCAGCGGAGCUGGAGACCGCCUUCCAGAAGUUUGCGGUCCACGGGGACACCAAGGCCACGGGGAAGGAGAUGAACGGCAAGAACUUUGCAAAGCUUUGCAAAGACUGCAACGUCACCGAUGGGAAGAGCGUCACCACCAUAGACGUGGACAUAGUUUUCAGCAAAGUCAAGGCAAAGUCAGCUCGUGUAAUCACAUUUGAGCAAUUCAACCAGGCCCUGACUGAACUGGCUGCCAAGCGUUUUAAAGGCAAAAACAAGGAGGAGGCGCAGCAACAGCUCUAUGGUCUCAUUGUUGGGAAGGAGCCGACCAAUGUCGGAGUCACUAAAGUGGCGAAGGCAGCAGCCGUGGACAGACUGACUGAUAGCACCAAGUACACUGGAUCGCACAAGGGGCGGUUUGAUGAUUCUGGCAAAGGAAAAGGGAAGGCCGGGCGCGAAGACAUCGCAGACACUAGUGGCUACGUGUCAGCGUACAAGGGAAGCGGCACUUACGAAGACAAAGUUAAAGACUAAUCAUUGUGUUGAAAGUUGAGGAAACUUGAACCAUGGGUAUUACAAUACAUAAUUGGCAAAUGUAUUUAAAAAUAUGAAAGAAAUCUACACAUUGAAUGUACCAUUCAUUGCACUCAACACAAAAAAAAAAAUCUAUUCGAGCUUCAAGGUUUUCGUAAGUGACAACCAGGAUGGGAAACCUGUAGAAAAUAUUUCCUAAAUUAAUAUUUAAAAGAAAUUUAUAUAUUAACCGGCGAGUGUUCUGAAAAUAUUAUCCGUUAUUAUACAGGGACCAAGAGAUUAAACUGCACUCUGCUUUAUACUGUAGCUUAACACUGUGCCUUUAAAUUGCCUCAUCUGCUUGCGUCAAUGCUCUGAAAUAAUGUGUUGCUAUUCUCAGCUAAAUUGAUGCAAUGGCUAAAAAUCGAGCAGGUUUCAAGAAAUGACGCUGUCUGUACUUCACCUGCUAAGCUUUAUGUGUCACUGCCUUUUGCUACAUGGUCAAUCAGAGCGCUUUGUUGUUGUAGUUACAGGAUUCAUUCAUACAAUUGAAAUAAAGUAUGUUAUGUGGACAAAGGUAAGCAGAAGUGAAGAAGACAGAUUUUGAUUCUACAAAAAAAAGAUUUAGAUAGGAUACUUUUUAGAUAAUUUUUAUUUCUUAUCUUUUCAGUAUUGAUCAAAUCCAACAUUUCUUUUAAAUGAAAAAAUGAAAGAUAAUUCCUUCGCUGCUUUAAUGAAAGGCUGAGACGAAUAUAUAUAAAAGCCUGAAUAAAUAUUUGA